Molecule: messenger RNA, 3540 nt
Organism: Tilletiaria anomala UBC 951
Lineage: Eukaryota; Fungi; Basidiomycota; Exobasidiomycetes; Georgefischeriales; Tilletiariaceae
Exons: 7
Coding region: 257-3406 (1049 amino acids)
Biological process (GO): clathrin coat assembly; endocytosis; actin filament organization
Cellular component (GO): actin cortical patch; clathrin-coated vesicle
Molecular function (GO): phosphatidylinositol-3,4-bisphosphate binding; phosphatidylinositol-3,5-bisphosphate binding; clathrin light chain binding
Source: RefSeq, a predicted model, not a curated record
UCACCGAUAAUAUGCGGUGAUCGAUGCAUCUCUCGAGUCCAACGACAUACAGAAGUGCACCAUCGUGCACUCGUCUCCCAUGCUUGCAUCCACAGGCAUUUUGCAUCGUACCAAACCGAGCGAGCACCUGUGGGGCCGCUCAUAUUGGUAGGGGCAGCGCUUACUGGUAUCGAAGCCCUGGAUCCAGCCGUCUCAGGCAACGGAUCAAAAAGAGUGAGCAGCAUCUUCCGGAGCGAUCGCGCAGCAACGCCCAGCCAUGCCGCGCUUUGAGGACCAUCUGCCAACCAGGCCGGUCGAUCGCGACAAGGCGGAGGCCGAGCUCUCGCUCAAUGUCAAAAAGGCAACCUCGCCCGACGAGACGGCGCCGAAGCAGAAGCAUGUCCGAAAAUGCAUCGUCUACACCUGGGAUUACCACAGCUCGCAGUCGAUUUGGGCCAGCCUUCGCGUGCAACCCAUCCUCGGCGACGAGGUGCAGACCUUCAAAGCUCUCAUCCUCGUCCACAAGGUUCUGCAGGAAGGCCACCAGAUCGUCCUUAAAGAAGCGCAAGAGCAGAUCGGAUGGUUCGAAACGUGCUCCAGGACAGUGGGCGGAGAGAGCGCUCGCGGAUACUCCACUCUGAUCCGCGCCUACGUAAACUUUGUCCUCGCCAAGCUUCGGUUCCAUCGGCAUCACCCAGAGUUCAAUGGACUCUUCGAGUAUGAAGAGUACAUUUCGCUCAAGAAUAUCGACAAUCCUGAUGAAGGCUACGAGACGAUCGUUGACUUGAUGGAGCUCCAGGACCAGAUCGAGCAGUUCCAAAAGCUCGUAUUUGCCCAUUUCCGCGGCUCGGCGACUAACGAAUGUCGCAUCGCUUCUCUCGUGCCGCUCGUCAAGGAGUCGUACGGCAUCUAUAAGUUCCUCACAUCCAUGCUCCGCGCGAUGCACAGGCGUACGGACGCUAUGGAUGCGCUCGAGCCGCUUCGGGCAAGGUACAAUCACCAGCAUCACAACUUGCGAAAAUUCUACUACGAAUGCGCAAACCUCAAAUUCCUCACCAGUCUGAUCAAUGUGCCCAAGCUAAACCACGACCCGCCAAACCUCUUCGACAGCCCGGAUGCCCCAUCGCUCCCCACGCGUCGGGCCACGCCGCCGCCGUCUGGGCCCUCGCAGUCCGAGAUCGACGAGCAGGCGCGGCUGCUAAAAGAGUACGAGGACAAGCAGCGCGCCUUGAAGGACCAAGAGGAGGCGGAGCGGAGAAGGCAGGAGGAGCUCAAAGCACGGCAGGCCCGCGAGUUCGAAGAGCAGCAGCGACUGCAGGCCGAGCAGCAGAAGCAGGCGCAGGAUGCGCUGAUCCGCGCGCAGAUGGAACACGCCGCCGGUGGGCGGAUGGCCGAACUGGAGCGCGAGCUGCUGGCGAUGCGAGGGCAGUACGAGCGAGAUCAGUUGAUGCUCGAGCAGUACGACCGCCGCGUCAAGGCACUCGAGAUGGAGAUGGCCAACAUUGGUGCCAAUGUCAAUGCGCAGCUCGCCAGCAAGGACGACCUGAUCCAGCAGCUGCAGGAGCAGGUCAACAUGUGGCGCAAUAAGUACGAGGCGCUCGCGAAGCUGUACAGCCAGCUGCGGUCGGAACAUCUGGACAUGCUCGGCAAAUAUAAGCAGCUCCAGCUAAAAGCAGGCAGCGCACAGGAGGCGAUCGACAAGAUGGAGCGCAUGGAGAAAGACGUCAAGGCGAAGAACCUCGAGCUGGCGGACAUGAUCCGCGAGCGCGAUCGCGCGCGCUUCGAUCUGGACCGCAUCAAGGCGACGCAGAAGGAGGAGUUCGACCGCCUGAAACGCGACCUGCAGUUCGCUAACGAGCGCGCAGAGGACGCGGCGCGGUCCAAGAGCUCGGAGAUGUCGACAGUGAUGCAGACGCUCAAUCGGCAGAUUGCCGAGCUCGAAGACGCGCUACGCGACAAGGGCCGUGACUCGGAAAGCCAUCUGCGCAAAGUUAAGGAUCUGGAGGACACCCUGGCGCAGGUUCGAGAGGAGAAGGACGCAGAGAUCGCCAUCCUGCAGGAAGGCAUGGACGAGACGAUCAAGCAGAUGAACGGUUUGCAAGUGAAUCAAGGCAUAUCCGAAGAAACUGUCAACGCGCAACUAGACACCAUCAUCCUCGACAACACCAAAAAGCUGAACGGCAUCAUCGACUCGAUCCUGCAGGCUUGCGUAGAAAAGGUCGACGAUGCCCUGUACGAGCUCGAGUCGCCGUCUGCCAGCGGCAACAACACUGCCACACCCGAGUACGUGCUGUCGAUGAUCGAAAAAGGGGCCAAUUCGAUCGCAGAGUUCGCGACCACCUUCAGCCUGUACCUGACGCAAGAGGCAGGCGGCGAGCAUGUUGAAGUGAUCAAGAAAGCGAAUCAGUUCGCGCAGACUAGCAGUGACAUUCUCGUCUCUGCAAAAGGCAUCACGCGUCUUGCACAGAGUGACGAGGCAGCAGACCGGAUCGUCUCGACCGGGCGUUCGACCGGCUCCUCGUUGAUCCGCUUCUUCGAGUCGCUCCAAUCGUAUCGACUGGCGGGCGUCGGCCCUACGCAGCGCAAGGAUGUCGUCGCACGGCAGAUGAUGGAGGUGCGCCAGGCGCUGUCUUCCCUGUCCACUGUCGUGGAGGGCAUGGUCAAGGCUGGCAACCACAUGCUCGCAAAUGCCAAUGGCGACAUUGGCGACAUCGUCGAGCGCGAGAUGCUCAAUGCAGCCAAUGCCAUCGAGCAGGCUACGCAACGGCUGCAUGUUCUGCUGAGCCGGCCCAAGGACUCGUCGCGCUUCUCGAAAACCGAACUCGCUGUACACGACGCGAUCCUGGAGGCGUCCCUGGCGAUCACCAAGGCAAUUGGGGGCCUGAUCAAGGCUGCUACCGACUCGCAGCAGGAAAUUGUCGCUGCAGGCAAGGGCAGCAGCACGAAUCAGCAGUUCUACAAGAAGAACAACCGCUGGACAGAGGGCCUCAUCUCGGCUGCGCGCGCCGUCGCGUUCGCGACGACGAUGCUGAUCGAAGCAGCUGACGGCGUCAUCAUGGGCACUCACUCGCUCGAGCAACUCAUUGUCGCUUCAAACGAGGUCAGCGCCGCAACGGCGCAGCUCGUCGCGGCGUCGCGCGUCAAGGCAGAGUUUAUGAGCAAGACGCAAGACAGGCUCGAACGCGCCGCCAAGGCCGUCACGGAUGCGUGCAAAGCGCUCGUCAAACAGGUCAAAACGAUCACAGACAAGCAGAUGAACGGCCAGGAGGAUACGGACUAUUCUACUAUGGCCAUUCACGAGUUCAAGGUCAAGGAAAUGGAACAACAAGUGGAAGUCCUCAAGCUCGAAAAGGAGCUCACGCAGGCUCGUCGCGUGCUUGGCGCGAUGCGUCGCGCUGGAUACCAUGCAACGGAGGACGACGAUUAAAAGCAACAAUCGCUCUGAUCUUUGCCCGACAGAAGGGACCUCGCAAAGCGUUGAUGACGUAGUUGACGUCCCCGCUGAGACCCGCUCUGGACAUUUCUGUAUUGCAUCCAUUUCGAGAAGCUUUAUACAUGACC